AUUUUGUCAUUUCAAUUGCAUUAUUACCUGAAUUUCUGUGGAUCAAAUUCUCAGACAUGGCUAACUACGUCUGGUGGUGGAGCUGGUGGUUCACAGUGGCGUUUAACUGUUGUUUAUUGAUGCAGAAGCCAGUUGUUUCCAACCCACAAACCAACCUGUUAGGCGAAGGCUGUAGUAACUAUAAUGCAACAAAUUUACCUGAUUUCUUCAAAAGGCUUAAUGAAAGUUUUGGUGAUUUAAGGAACCAGUUGUCUAAACAUGAUAAACGAUUCGCCACCACACAACAGUCUGUGUAUGCUAUGGUCAUAUGCAGAAAGUAUAUGUCAAAAGCUGAUUGUGUCUCCUGUUUCGAUACUGCAGUUUCUCGCAUAACAACUUGCGCUGGUGCUAAUGGUGCUCGUGUCGCCUAUGAUGGCUGCUUCCUCAGGUAUGAGAGCAACAAUUUCUACCGUGAAGCUACAAGUCCAGCAAAUGCUGAGUUCUGUGGGAAUCGAACAGCCCAUCUGCCGCAUGCUUUGAACCUUGUGGCACUAGAGCUUUUGAAUGAUCUUAGCAUGGCAACUCCAAGAAUUCGUGGCUUCUCUGCAGCCAUGAAGAGGAAAGAAGCUGGUGUUACUGUCUAUGGAGUAGCACAAUGUGCUGAAACCAUCACUGCAAGCGAAUGCCAAGAUUGCUUGACAGUGGCAUAUACAAACAUAAAAGGCUGUUUGCCUAAACAUGCGGAAGGAAGGGCUUUCGAUGGAGCCUGUUUUAUGAGGUACUCGAAUAGAGACUUUUUUCCUGAUAACCAGAUAACUGAUAUCAGACCAUUGCUUGGUGGAGGAGGAAGCUCAAACAAGAAGAAAGUCAUUGUCGGGGGUGUAGUUGGAGGUGUAGGAUUUCUUAUGAUUGUAUUGGCUGUGUUCCUAUGGUAUCGACUAUCAAGAAAACCACAGGCAGCAGAAAGAGGUAAUAUACUAGGAGCAACUGAGCUGAGAGGUCCUGUGAACUACAGAUUCAAGGAUCUAAAAAAUUCUACAAAAGAUUUCAAUGAAAGUAAUAAACUCGGUGAAGGUGGUUUUGGUGAUGUAUACAAGGGCACUUUGAAAAAUGGACAUGUAGUUGCUGUUAAAAAGCUAGCAAUGGUAUCUAGCAGAGCAAAGGCAGAUUUUGAUACUGAAGUUAGGCUUAUCAGCAACGUUCAUCAUCGCAAUCUCAUCCGUCUUUUGGGAUGUUCUAACAAGGGAGCAGAGCUAGUACUUGUUUAUGAAUACAUGGCAAAUGGCAGCCUUGAAAGAUACUUAUAUGGUGAUAAACAUGGGAUGCUCAACUGGAAGCAACGAUAUGAUAUAAUCAUCGGAACAGCUCGUGGCCUUGCCUACUUGCACGAGCAAUUCCACGUCUGCAUCAUCCAUAGAGAUAUAAAAUCCAGUAACAUUCUACUAGACGAUGAAUUCCAGCCAAAAAUUGCUGAUUUUGGGCUUGUAAGACUUUUACCUGGGGAUCAGAGUCAUGUCAGCACUAAGUUUGCUGGUACCUUGGGAUAUACUGCACCAGAAUAUGCAAUUCAUGGACAUCUAACAGAGAAGGUUGACGUCUAUGGCUUUGGUGUUGUUGUUCUUGAAAUAAUCAGUGGACGGAGGAGCAAUCAUAUGCAAGAAACUGAAUAUCUCCUUGAACAGGCGUGGAAAUUUCACGAAGCUGGCAUGCAUGUAAAACUGGUGGAUGAAACUUUAGAUUUCAGUGAAUACAACGAACAAGAAGUGAAGAAAAUCAUAGAGAUUGCCUUAAUGUGUACACAAUCACCUCCAAGUCUUAGGCCAAGCAUGUCUGAAAUUGUUGUCAUGCUAUUAAGUGAUCGUAGCACAGACAGGAGAACUCCUAGCAGGCCUAAUUUCGUUAGCAUGGAUACGAUAACAAUCGCGAACUCAUCCAUGACUACUGGAUCAUCCGCUUCUAAUGCAACCAACACUUUUACUGAUAUUACUGGCCGCUAGCUACAUAAGAGUUUACUGUAUAUAUGAAAAUUAUGUUGACACUCUAGCAUCCAAUUUCUUCCUUACCUUUUCGUUCUUUUUGUUUGUUUGUUUUGCUUGGUUGUAAUAUAGAUGAUUUUUGUAACUAGUUUAAGUCUGAU
Solanum stenotomum is the source of this 2116-nucleotide messenger RNA. RefSeq names its product cold-responsive protein kinase 1-like. Gene Ontology annotation, molecular function: protein kinase activity; ATP binding. The transcript has 8 exons. Bases 57 to 1976 code for a protein of 639 amino acids. Lineage: Eukaryota; Viridiplantae; Streptophyta; Magnoliopsida; Solanales; Solanaceae. The record is from RefSeq and is a predicted model, not a curated record. Gene Ontology annotation, biological process: protein phosphorylation.